Messenger RNA from Echinops telfairi (small Madagascar hedgehog), 3972 nucleotides. RefSeq names its product BMP and activin membrane bound inhibitor (gene BAMBI). Bases 2429 to 3082 code for a protein of 217 amino acids. Lineage: Eukaryota; Metazoa; Chordata; Mammalia; Afrosoricida; Tenrecidae. Gene Ontology annotation, molecular function: frizzled binding. The transcript has 2 exons. The record is from RefSeq and is a predicted model, not a curated record. Gene Ontology annotation, biological process: negative regulation of transforming growth factor beta receptor signaling pathway; transforming growth factor beta receptor signaling pathway; positive regulation of canonical Wnt signaling pathway.
CCCUUUUUUAAAAAUAGGGAGUGGUGUUGAGGUUUUGCACCCCCCACUUUUCUCUAAUUGUCAUGUAGCAGGCAUGAGGUUAAAGAAUAAGCUAGCCCAGCAAGGAUGAUGUGCUACAGUAUUUAUUUAUUUUGGAAGGAAGGGUGUAAUUAACCCUAAAUAACAGCCUGCAGAAGAGAGCCUCCUGGCCCUAUCAAAGGCCUCCAGAGUGGGGAGGGACUGAAGCUGACAUGAAGUCACAGAUACCGAAACUAUGUGGCUGAUAAUGAUAUAAUUAGGGGAUCAGAGAUUUCUGACUGCUGCGGACUUCAAAAGCUUUAAGAGAAGCCAGCAGUCUCUCCUGUAGCCCUGUUGACUGAAAGCAGACAUUUUUGUUUAAUCACCACGUACAGUAACAAGAAAGGGGGGAAACAGAAGAGCAUUGUUCACUCUUUCCAAAUACCAGCCCCCCGCUUCUGGCCUUUUGCAUGCCACAGGAAGAACCUUUAUGAAAGGACAGAAAUAUAGUUUUAAUACAGUCAUACAAAAGCCCAUUCUCCGUGCUCCAAUGUGGCUCCAAUUAGAAAAAAAAGUUGUUAAAUGUUUCCCAGUUACCUGUCAAAAUUUUAUUAGACCGUUUUAGGUCGUUGAAAAUAUAGUAUUUUAAAUCGAGUCCCCAUAAAUAUUUGAAUAGCAUUUUACUUGGGUUCAGGGUUUGUUGUACUUUUUUUGAGGGGGCGUGUUACUAGGUCCGAGACCACGGCGAUCGCAAUGGACUUCGUCUGUUUUAUUUGUGCUUUAGUGUGUAUAUGGCAUUUGUCAGGUCAGGGAUGUGUAGUCAUCACCGCACUGGACCGGUGAGCUUGUGGGAAAGAUAAGAAUCAGCUUGGCAAGGGGAGAAAAGAGCUCCUGGCCAGCAGCAUCUUCUGCUGAAGGUGGUGCUGGAGGCAAGAUAAACUGGAGCCCCCAGGGCUGUGAGUGGAGGCCUGAGAGAGCCCUCCAGCUUUGGAGUGUGCUUACUGGUCUGGGUGAUUAGUUGCCUCUUGUUGGGGAGCGGAGCCGUUCUCUGGUGAAAAUGCAACAUGUACCAUACGGUGACCUGGAAUUUGGACAGAUAAUGAAACAAGACACCUUUCUCAGGCACUCACAAGAAAGGGAGGGAGAAAGCAAGUGAGGGUGAGAAGAAGUUUGUAAAGCAGCAACCCCUGGUGUUCUAUUUCAGAGCGGAGGUUUCUAUAGCAAGACAGACCCGCAGGUUGCAGGCUUGGGAAGAGGUGUGUGCGUCAGUUCCAUUCACACGGUAGCUCUCCUUGGGGCCUGUAACCAAGGCUGGAGCCCAAGCGGGCCGCCUAUCAGAUGAGAGUGAUAACUCCCGGGACCCAGAGUAGUUCAGCUGGAAAUGGAUGCUAAAAGCCUCUAAUCCUGGGUUCUUUGCAACUCCAUGUGCACAGCAACAAACUAAGUUUUAGAAAGGAAACUUUUAAUCACUUCCUGUAGAAAAUGUUGAGGUUUCCUUAAGGAUUUUUCAUUCAAACCAGCAGAGGCUCUUCAGUUUAAAUGCUUCCCCUUUUAGAUCGCAUGUUGAAUUACAUGUGAAAACUGGGGAGUGAGGGGAGGAGAAGUUAGCCUUGCAGUUUUACCCUCGGUUUUAUGACUUUCCAUUUGGGUUGAAAGAAAUUGACUUUGGCAAGCAAACCACUAAUUGUAAACUGCCUAGUUCCUGUUUUACAAUAUACUGACUGAAAGCUCCUUCGCAGGAAAAGGCCUUCAUAGGAAAAGCUUGCCUUUUCUAGAGAGGUUGCAAAUAGCUGCCCGGUUUCAUAGUUUUAAAACCUCCUGACCUUAGCAAUUUCUAGAUUGUUGUGUUUCUAGUUAAUAACUUUAUAAGGUGUUAGCUAAAGCUCUUAAAUCUUGGCACAGCCCUGAGAGGCAGUAAACAAUUUAGCAGUUCCGAUCAAAUAUUUAUACUGACAAAAUAAAAAAGCCUAGCAUUUUUCUGUUGCAUGGCCAUGUAGGAUAAAAAUGAAGAAAUGGUGUGAUUUACCUAACCGACGAGGGGGAAGUCACCUGAUUGCUGUUUUUUUUUUUUUUCCUUCACAAUCCAAAAGUUUAAUGAUUUUCUGGUCCCGAAAUUUUUAAGAACUCCUGAAGCUCUUUUAUUGGGGUCAGUUGUACUUCUAGACUAUUUAUUCCAUGAAGCCAGAGUGAACUCUGCCACCGAAUUACACAACGGGUUCUCCCGGUCUACACCGACUUGCUAGUGUAAGUAUUUCACAGACUAGUCUGUCUCCAAGUUCUCUGGUGCCCUUGACGUUGGGAUCUAGCCAAUGCCUUCAAGGGGUGGAUGCCCGCUGUGGUCGCCGAGGGCAGAGGGUGAUGGACCUUCUUGUUGUUUUCAGGUGAAAUUAGAUGCUACUGUGACGCCGCACACUGCGUGGCAACGGGUUACAUGUGUAAGUCGGAGCUCAGCGCCUGCUUCUCAAGACUUCUCGAUCCCCAGGACACCAAUUCCCCGCUUACUCAUGGCUGCCUGGACUCCCUCACAAGCUCAGCGAGCAUCUGCCAAGCCAAACAGGCACACAACCACUCUGGCACCACUGUGCCCACGUUGGAAUGCUGUCAUGAAGAUAUGUGCAAUUACAGAGGACUGCAUGAUCUCUCUCCUCCCAGGGGGGAGACCUCAGGACAAGGCAACAGAUACCAACACGACAGCGGCAGAAACCUCAUCACCAAGGUGCAGGAGCUGACGUCGUCCAAAGAAUUGUGGUUCCGUGCGGCAGUGAUCGCCGUGCCCAUAGCUGGAGGGUUGAUCCUUGUGCUGCUUAUCAUGUUGGCCCUGAGGAUGCUUCGCAGCGAAAACAAGAGACUUCGGGACCAGCGCCAGCAGAUGCUGUCUCGCUUGCACUACAGCAUUCACGGACACCAUUCCAAAAAGGGCCCGAUUGCAAAGUUAGACUGGGAGUGCAUGGUGCCGGUCGGCGCGCGCGACAACUGCUGUAUGACCUGCGAAAAGAUGAGGCAGGCGGACCUCAGCAAUGACAAGAUCCUCUCGCUGGUCCACUGGGGCAUGUACAGUGGGCACGGGAAGCUGGAGUUCGUAUGACCGUGUCCACCAACGUCUGGGACGCUUGAAGGCCUCAGAGUUCUGCUGGACAGGAGCACUUUAUCUGAAGAAAAAGGAACUCGGGUCAUCCUCCUGGGGGAGACGGCUGACCUCUGCAAACGGACUCUUGGCUCUUCUGAAGGAUUAUUUGCACAGACUUGCAAAUGUCUCGUUUGCUUUAAAGUUUAUUGGAGCAAAGAGAAAGGCUUGUGUACACACUGUUACCAGGGUUAUUUGCAUCCAAGGGAGCUGGAGUUAGUACCUAAAUAAACUAAACUGUGCUCUCUGUAAGUCCGUACAUUGAUUUAUUGUGAAGAUUUUAAAAAUAUAUAUAUUUUUUGUCUGCAAUUUAGUGGUCUCUUUCAUAAAUUAAAACAAAGUGGGGGCUGUCCAGAGGCAGCAUGUUAGUUGUACAGGUGAAGAUCCACUGUUGUACACUUUGGCUCUCAAUUUUUAGGUUAGGUUUGCCCCCACCCUGGCCCCCAUGGUCAAGGUCCUGCUGACUCUUCCCUGUGCAUGUGUAAUUAGGGCCAGUUUCUAAAUGUGUGUUGCUCCUCAUUCAGUGUUUUACUCAGAUUUUGUUCUUUUGUUGUUGGUAGGAUAAAUAUGUUUUUCAGCCUUUAGCUCAGAGAUCUUAAGCUUCCAUCUGGCCGGCUCAGAUGAACAUGGGUCCCAUGUCUGACAUUGUGUUAGCCAAGGUCCUACCUGUGGGACUCCUUGCUUUGGAAUGGCUUUCUCAAAUGUGUCUACCUCUGGCUGGAAAAGGAAACAAACAAAACAAAAACAACGAAAAUGAGCCUCUCUCGCCGAGUCCCUCCUGUCUCCUUCUGCUGUUGAUUUAAUUGACCAGUUUAUUCUGUUGAAAACCAAAUUAAAUAUUUUGACUCCAA